Drosophila willistoni is the source of this 2442-nucleotide messenger RNA. Its product is annotated as delta-sarcoglycan. The record is from RefSeq and is a predicted model, not a curated record. The transcript has 8 exons. Bases 634 to 1842 code for a protein of 402 amino acids. Gene Ontology annotation, biological process: heart contraction; cardiac muscle tissue development. Gene Ontology annotation, cellular component: sarcolemma; sarcoglycan complex. Lineage: Eukaryota; Metazoa; Arthropoda; Insecta; Diptera; Drosophilidae.
UGCCGUCAGUUGUUGUGCAGGCGUGCACGAGUACGGUCCGAUUCAGAAUACGGGCGGUGGUUUGGUUUCUCGGAGUGAUCAAACAAAAAUAAACAAAAAACUACAUAAAAAUCUGAGCAAGAAGAGACCCCCAAAUCAAAAGUGGUGCUAAAAAUAUUCAAAGAUUUUUUAGUGCUGAGUCAUGCUGCAAACAAAUAUAGAAAAGACCAAAAAUAUUCUAAAACAUGAAGAGCAACCCAAAUUCAAUCAUAUUGAUAAUCUAAAUAAAAUUAAAACUCCAUCGGAUUUGGUCAGUUGGAAAUUUCUCGAUCAAGUCACAAAUAAUUCUGAACUAUCGGAUAGUGAUCAGCAACUUAAUAUUGACCUUGUGCCCGCAACUUGCCAACCGCUAAAAGAGCCAAAAAACAUAAGCCCAUAGUUGUCAACACCGAAUCUUAUGCGAAUGCAGAUGUGGUUGCCGAUACGGAGGUGGAAGUACCAAGUUUUCAUUUUACCACACCAACAUCAACAUUUCGAAGGAAAAAACAACAGCAAUUAGAGAAGACGACAUCAAUUGAACCAUCUUCUGCAACAUGGACGGCGCCGAGCCGACGCAUAGUCUCUGCCCAUAUUAGUGACGAUGUCACAGUCACCAUGCUAGAAGGUAGCACCAACGCGUCAACAGCUACCCGAAAGCUGCCAGCGAUUGCGUCAACAACAAAACCAAAAUCAUCGACUGGAGCCACACCUAAAACUAAACGUAGAAAUAGCCAAAAUCUUGGUCAAAUGACUGCCACCAGCCACAGCGGUUCGGGUUCUGGUUCGGUUCAUAUUAAGACAGCCAUCAUGCCAGGUGGAUCAGUUGCCGGAUCCGGAUCCGGAGCCGGACCUGGACCAGCAGGCCACUCUAAAUCUCAAUCACAAGCCCAAGCACAUACAUCACGCAACCGAACAGGAGUGACGACAGCACGAACGGGAGGCGUCAGUAGUAGUGGUAAUGUUGGUGGUGGCCGUGUCGAUGGUUUUGUCGGUGGAAUUGAGACAUAUUUGGGACUGAUCGGUUGGCGUAAGAAGUGUCUCUAUACGUUGCUUUUACUGCUGAUGCUGUUAAUUAUCACCAAUCUGGUUCUCACACUCUGGAUACUCAAAGUCAUGGAGUUCUCAACGGAGGGCAUGGGACAACUCAAAAUCGUACCUGGUGGCAUACAACUGUCCGGUCAGGCCAUAAUUAUGGAUAUGUUGCGCGCAUCCACAAUUCGCUCCCGUCAUGGUCAACCUAUAUCCAUAGAAUCAUCACGUAAUUUUUCAAUCAAUACACGUGACUCGAAUGGCAUGCUGGAGAAUCAUUUAUUUCUGGGACACGAUAAGUUCGAGUGUCUGUCGUCGGGUUUUCGCAUCAAUGAUACAAACGGACGAAAUUUAUUUUCGGUAAAUCGAAAUGAAGUCACUAUUGGAGCGCAUGCAUUGCGGAUCGAUGGUGAGGGUGGCGCCAUCUUUCGGGAAUCUAUACAAACGCCACAUGUGCGUGCCGACCCAGGCAGGGAGCUAAGACUGGAAUCGCCGACACGUCAAUUGGAGAUGACAGCCGCCAAGGAUAUCAAUUUGCAAUCCCGUGCCGGUGGCAUAGAAAUUAUGGCUCUAGAAGAUGUCAAAUUUCGUGCACUCGAUGGAAGUCUGCGUCUCGAAUCUUCAAAAAUAUUGAUGCCCAAUUUACGUACCGCCCAGCCACCGAUUCUAGGCACUGCCCAGAAUCGUGACCACUUGCAUCGUGUAUUCCAAUUGUGCGCCUGUUCGAAUGGUAAACUUUUUCUUGCAGCACCGCAUUCAAUAUGCGCCGGAGACGAUUCGACAGUUUGUAGAUGAUCUGCAUGUGCAUGUAAAUGGAAUGAACCGAUUCACAGCGAUAUUCCAAUCAUAUCACAAUUUAUUAAACAUAUGUAUGAUAUAUCAUCAUAUUCUACAUCGGAAUACGCCUACCUACAACAUGGUUGGUAAAGGGGGAAAAGUAGAGAGAUUUAAUUCAAAUUUAUCAACUUUUGCAGUCAAUGUUAAUAUUUCAUAAUAUAUCAGAAAUUACCUUUCAGUUAUAAUUCUCAAAUAAAUUAUGCUUUGAUCUAGUAUCCAUAAGAAAGUUUAGAUCCAAAUAUUGUCGAUAUUAAUAUAGAUAAUUGGUUUAACUUUGACGAAAUUAUAAAGUUAACAAGUGGAAUAAUUUUAGCAAUUGAAAUUUUGUUGGAUUAAUGCUAAAUCAAAAUUAUUUUAGAGGUUUCGACAAGAUAUAAGUUAAGAAUUAUUAUUGUUUUCAGUUAUUUCUAUAAUCCCAUUUGAAAUAGUUAAUAUAUAUUCGUAAAUCUCUUUGUUAUUCUAACUUUUCCUGGGCGUUUAUUUACCUACUAAAUAAUCACAUGUUGAAGUAAGAUAUUGUUUGUGUAAAAAAAACAAAAACAACAAUUCAGUAUAUAA